Zonotrichia leucophrys gambelii is the source of this 6659-nucleotide messenger RNA. It is a transcript of the gene SLC12A3, whose product is annotated as solute carrier family 12 member 3. Lineage: Eukaryota; Metazoa; Chordata; Aves; Passeriformes; Passerellidae. Gene Ontology annotation, cellular component: apical plasma membrane. Bases 3531 to 6641 code for a protein of 1036 amino acids. Gene Ontology annotation, molecular function: sodium:potassium:chloride symporter activity. Gene Ontology annotation, biological process: cell volume homeostasis; sodium ion transmembrane transport; chloride transmembrane transport. The transcript has 26 exons. The record is from RefSeq and is a predicted model, not a curated record.
AGAACAAUCAGCUUCUGCUCCUUCAGGUUUUGCACCAUCACUCUGACUUUGCCAAUUUACAAGUUUAGCAUUUUCCGAAUAGCUUAUGUGCUGGAAGGGUUUUUUGGGGUGUCACUAAACUCAUGCCUUUUGUUUGGUAUAGUCUGUGGUGUCACCAUGCACUCCCUUUACAACAGGGAGUAGUGCACAGGGUGCAGCAGAGCCAGGGAUGUUCAUCUGAGCUGAAUUCAUUCUGAGUAAAAACUGACAAAUCUUCUCUAUGUCAGUGGAGCUCUGCUCUUUAUACACAAAGCAAGCACAAAUUAAGUUUAGGAUAAUUCCAUCUGCUUUUUCCUACCUUGGGACUAAUCCCUGGCACUAAAGAUCCUCCAGGUAGAUGAGAUGCAUCCCAAGGGUGACUCAUUGGUUUGAGUCAAAUACAGUUGAAGCUUGUGUUGCUGCAGGAGAUUAGAGGGAAAAGUGAAAAGGUGUUUGCUGUGAGAGCAUGCACCAAUCUUGUUCUGGUGUGGGUGCAGCAGAGGCAGGCAGUCUCCAGGUCUGUGUUCUACAGUUUGUGUGGCUCUGAAACAUCCACACAUGCUGCAAUUCCAGCACAGCAGCUCCUAAAGCUGCACCUCCUCCAAGGUCCCAGGGCUGAGUGAGAUGGUCUGGUUUUACAGGGGAGUUGCAGGGAAAUCUAGAAAUACUUACUGUAAAGUUCUGCUCUAUGUUACCUGCCCAGUAGGGAAAAAAUUAGUUAGAAGUUCUGCCCAGGGUUAACCUGGUAAGAACUACACUGAGCUAAGGGAAGACAGUCAGCUCCUGUGGGAAUUGGCACUGCUGAAAUGUGCCUCGAUGGCCUCUUAAACACUAAGAAAGCUGGUGCCAGUGCGUCCUGUCUUCUCAGCUGGCCCUGCGAGGUUUUUCUAGUCCAGACAACAAAAUGAAUCCUUUUAAGUAUUUUCACCAUUACCCCAGAAUAUGCUGGCCAUAGUCAGGGUACUUGCCUAUGGGUUACAUUCCUACUCCUCUGCCUUUUCUUGGAUUUCCCUGCUGAAUGCAGAUUUUGCAUGUCAAUCUGAUUUUUCAUUAUGUUUUCCAGACCCCCUGGCUGGAGUAGACCUGCUAAAUGAGGUGACUUCUCUGUUCACCACCAUUUCCUACUACUACUGCAUUUGUCUAAGACAUUGCUUGGACCUUGUUCCUUGCAGGAGCUGAAGGAAUUGUGUUCAGAAAAAGUUAAUUCAAUGCACUUCUUUUGGUUUUGUUACUCUCCUAACCCUUGUCACCCCAGCCUAUCAAAGAAGCAAAAUGUUUUCCUUCCAGCCUGGAAGAAGUGAGAGGGUAUUGUUAAUUCCAGUUCUGUGUCCCUGGUGUGGGACAGCACUCAAAUACUGCCUCUGUUCAUGUCCCUGUGCCAGCAUUUUUGUCCUCUUUCUCUCUGGGUUUGAAGUUGGAAAGAUAGAAAUGGUGUCUGGAAGAGAUGGGAGAUGACCUGUGUGUUCCCACUGGGAAAGGUUACUGGCAGCUGGCUGAAUCACCAUCUCUCUUCUUUUCACAGGCUUCCUUUGCUGUGGUGCUGAGAAGUUGAGUCUGCUCUGCACGGUGGGUUUGCAGUGCUGAGCCCCUGCAUCAUUUGUGUGUCCUGUGUCACUCAGGGUGGGUUCUCUCUUCCACAGGGAUGGAAACAGGUCAAUUAAAACUUCAUUGAAGCCUUUUGGAAUGUAACACUUAGGCAGUCUUUAAAAGAAGCUGUGUAAUGCACUGCACCAUGCUCUGCUUUACUCGAUUUUGGGUUCAUUUGAUGCAUUUAAUACCCAGAACAAACUGGGGGAUCGGCUGGAAGUGAGGGGAAGCCGUGCAGAAACAACUUGGCAGCUGUUCCGUGUGAGUGGAGGGGCUGGGGGGAGGCUCGGAGCGCCCUCCCUGCCGCAGCUCCCAGCGCCGCCGCUGCCCCGGUAUUGUUGCUGCAGCUGGUGUUGUGAAUCAGGCCGACGGCAAGCGCUUCCUACAAUCCGGCUAUUUCACCACACCAGGGUUGCAUCAUACCACUCGCUUCGCUCCUCGCCCGCCUCCGGAGCCCUCCUGUGCCUUCCGGAGCAUCUCUGGCUGUGCUGUGUUUAACAGACUCCCCACUAAUAGACUGAUUUCUGCUGCUUUUGGCAAAUCAGCGGUUUCUGAUGAAACGGUGAGGUUCUAAAAUAAAGCCGCUUCUGCUGGGUGUGAGUCUGCUGGUGCAUCUGUUGUGAGAGGAAGCUGGUGACCACUUUGUGGAGGUUGUUGUGUGAGGUGCUCUGGGGUGAGACUCUCCCCUCAUCCCCACCUGGCCCUUGUCCCUGCUCUCCGGGCUCUGAGGUGCCCUGCAGUGCUGCGAGGGCUGAGCAGGGAUGCACACCGGGCUGCUGCCCUCAGCUUCCCCCGGCUGCGCGGGGCUUGGCUGAUCACAGCCGUCUGCCCUCACACAAACAAGGGGGCUGGAGCAAGUCCUCAAAAAUCAGGUCAAAAUUUGUGUGUGAAUGCAAAGACAGCCAGAGGCAGCACGGCAGGCAGGCCCAAUUUUCCAUUAACUUGCAAAGCCACACGGAGCUGAAAUUCCAAUGGGCUGCCCUCGAACUUUAUUGCUGGCCUUGUUUGCUGUCUUUGCUGAUCUUAUCUGUAACUGCUUUGGUGGCACAUGUGACAGGGGCUGGGGAGUGAAACAAGCACCCGUCCGUCCCCCUUUCCUCAGCUCCUGUCGCUGUGGGGUUAUGGCCACACAGCUUCAUCUCGUGUUUUGUGUGAUGGGAGCAAGGGUUUAAGUGGCUUGUUGACUCAGGGAUGGGACUGGGGGCAGUUCUGAGCCCUGGGGGCUCAGUGAUACCCUAUCCCAGGAUCUGGAGGGGAAAGGGGCUGUGGAACCAUGGGCAUCUCUGCUGCCUGGUACUGAGAGCUGCCAGCUCCCAGCCCUGGACAAGCAAAGACGCUGUCUUCUCCAGCAGCCUGGAAUCUGAGUUCCAGUGGGAGCAUCCCUCAGAUCCCUUGAUGUCACACUCCCGCCUUCCCCCUGGUUUCACUGUGAGAUAAAGGUGCUGUUCCCCUGCCCACAUCCGGCCCAGCUCAGUGCUACAGGCAGCACCUUGGAGACCAGCCAGGAUGAUUUACGAGAUCUGACGGGUCUGGGGCAGUAUCCCAGGGAAGGGCGAGGGUGCGUGGGAGUCUUGCUCCCUUUUUCCAUAAUAAAUCCCUGUGAACUGAAUGUUCCUGGGCUGGGGCCGGAGGCAAACUCAGCGCUGCAUUUCUCUGCUGAUCUGUCCUUGGGACUUAAUCUCAAAUCCGUUAUCGCUGCCCCCAUCGAGCGCUGGGAGGCAGUGAUGCCCAUUAUGGUGGUUUUGGUAUCCCUUCCAGCUAUUUUUUUCCCCCUGACCAGCUCGAGGUGGUUCAGGCUGAUUCCUUUCCUCUAUUAGCAUCAGUGGUGGGUGUGUGCCGGUCACCUCGCUCCGGUUUUGCGGGGUAUAAAGCCGGCAAGCCCCUCUCCACCCUGUCCCCACCUGGCAGGCUGCUGGCCAGGGGCAAUGGCCGAGCUGCCCAUCCCAGAUGUGUCCCCAGCCCGCUGCAGCGGCCGCUUCACCAUCAGCACCCUCCUGGGCAUGGAGGAGGGGGGCCGGGGUCCCUACACACCCACUGAGGGCUCCAACUGCGACAGCGCCCAGCCCACCCAGCUGUCCAGCAGCACCCUCUGCACCAGGACCUUCGGCUACAACACGGUGGAUGUGGUGCCAGCCUACGAGCACUACGCCAACAGCAAGGGGGUGGGCGACCCCAGGAAGGGCAGGCCCUCGCUGGCUGACCUGCACUCCAUCCUCAAGCCUGACCCAAGCCGCCUUCGCACGCCGGUGUCGGACCUGCAGCACAGCAAUGGGCUGCCAGAGGCCGGGCCGGAGGCUGGCCUGGAGGAGGCGGAAGGGGAGCCAGGCAGAGACUCCGAGCCAGAACCUGUCCGCUUUGGCUGGGUGAAGGGCGUCAUGAUCCGCUGCAUGCUGAACAUUUGGGGAGUUAUCCUCUACUUGCGCUUGCCCUGGAUCACCGCCCAGGCAGGAAUCGCCCUGACGUGGCUCAUCAUCCUCAUGUCUGUGACAGUGACCACCAUAACCGGCUUGUCCAUCUCUGCCAUAUCCACCAAUGGCAAAGUGAAGUCAGGAGGCACCUACUUCCUCAUCUCACGGAGCCUGGGGCCCGAGCUGGGAGGCUCCAUCGGGCUGAUCUUUGCCUUUGCAAACGCCGUGGCCGUGGCCAUGCACACAGUGGGCUUUGCUGAAACUGUCCGGGACCUGCUGCAGGAGCACAAUUCCCUCAUCGUGGACCCCACCAAUGACAUCCGAAUCAUUGGGGUCAUCACUGUGACGGUGCUGCUGGGCAUUUCCCUGGCUGGCAUGGAAUGGGAAGCCAAGGCACAGAUACUGUUCUUCCUGGUCAUCCUGGUUUCCUUCAUUAACUACCUGGUGGGGACAGUUAUCCCAGCCACUGCUGAGAAGCAAGCAAAGGGCUUCUUCAGCUACCGAGCUGAUAUCUUUGCUCAGAACUUUGUGCCCAACUGGCGUGGACCUGAGGGCUCCUUCUUUGGCUUGUUUUCCAUCUUCUUCCCAUCCGCAACCGGCAUCCUGGCUGGGGCCAACAUUUCAGGUGACCUGAAGGAUCCUGCUGUGGCCAUCCCCAAGGGCACCUUGAUGGCCAUCUUCUGGACCACGAUGUCCUACCUGGUGCUUUCUGCUACCAUUGGUGCCUGUGUGGUGCGAGAUGCCUCAGGCAGCCUGAACGACAGCGUGGCCGUGGGUUCUCCAGGCUGUGAGGGGCUGGCCUGCAGCUUUGGCUGGAACUUCACUGCCUGUGCCCAACAGCAGAGCUGCCGAUAUGGGCUCAGCAACUACUACCAGAGCAUGAGCAUGGUGUCUGGAUUUGGCCCCCUCAUUACAGCAGGAAUCUUUGGUGCUACCCUCUCCUCAGCAUUGGCCUGCCUUGUCUCAGCCCCCAAAGUCUUCCAGUGUCUCUGCAAGGACCAGCUCUAUCCUCUCAUUGGCUUCUUUGGGAAGGGCUAUGGGAGGAACAGCGAGCCCAUCCGUGGCUACCUGCUCACCUAUGUCAUUGCUGUUGGCUUCAUCCUCAUCGCCGAGCUCAAUGCCAUCGCCCCUAUCAUCUCCAACUUCUUCCUCUGCUCCUACGCCCUCAUCAACUUCAGCUGCUUCCACGCCUCCAUCACCAACUCCCCAGGCUGGCGACCCUCCUUUCGGUAUUACAGCAAGUGGGCUGCACUCUUUGGAGCUGCUGUCUCGGUGGUGAUCAUGUUCCUGCUGACCUGGUGGGCAGCCCUCAUUGCCUUCGGCAUCGUCAUCUUCCUCCUGGGAUAUGUCCUCUACAAAAAGCCAGAUGUCAACUGGGGCUCCUCCAUGCAAGCCAGCUCCUACAACAUGGCCCUCAACUACUCAGUGGGGCUGAGCGAAGUGGAUGAGCACAUCAAGAACUACAGACCACAGUGCCUGGUGCUGACUGGCCCACCCAACUUCCGCCCAGCACUGGUGGAUUUUGUGGGGACCUUCACCAAGAACCUCAGCCUGAUGCUCUGUGGCAACGUGCUGAUUGGCCCGCGGAAGCAGAAGAUGCCGGAGUCCCGGCUGAUGGCAGAUGGCCACACUAAGUGGCUAAUGAAGAGGAAGAUCAAGGCUUUCUACACAGAUGUGGUGGCUGAGGAUUUGAGAAGUGGUGUCCAAAUGCUCAUCCAGGCUGCUGGCCUCGGGAAGAUGAGACCUAACAUCUUAGUGCUGGGCUACAAGAGGAACUGGCGGACGGCAUCUCCCGAGAGCCUGGAGGACUACGUGGGCAUCCUGCACGACGCGUUCGAUUUCAAGUACGGCGUGUGUGUAAUGCGGAUGAAGGAAGGGCUGAACGUUUCCCGAGUGCUGCAGGCACAUGUUAACCCCACGUUUGAGGCAGCAGAGCACCCCAAGAAUGGCACUGGCAGCAGAGCAGCCCCAGGCACAGCAGCAGACCCCACCACCUUGGCCAGUGAGCAGCAGGCAAGCACCAUCUUCCAGAGCAAGCAGGGCAAGAAGACCAUUGACAUUUACUGGCUCUUUGAUGAUGGAGGUCUCACACUGCUCAUCCCCUACCUGCUGGGGCGCAAGAAGCGCUGGGGAAAGUGCAAAAUCCGGGUGUUUGUCGGCGGGCAGAUCAACAGGAUGGACGAGGAGAGGAAGGCGAUCGUCUCUCUACUGAGCAAGUUCCGCCUCGGCUUCCAUGAGGUCCACAUCCUCCCUGACAUCAACCAGAAACCCCGGCCAGAGCACAUCAAGAGAUUUGAUGAACUCAUCGCUCCCUUCAGGCUGAACGAUGGCUUCAAAGACGAGGCCACAGUGAAUGAGAUGAGACAGGGCUGUCCCUGGAAGAUUUCUGAUGAGGAGGUCGAUAAAAACAGGGCCAAGUCGCUCCGACAAGUGAGGCUGAAUGAGAUUUUGCGGGAUUACUCACGGGAUGCAGCACUCAUAGCCAUCACUCCGCCCAUCGGCAGGAAGGGCCGCUGCCCCAGCUCCCUCUACAUGGCCUGGCUGGAGACCCUCUCUCAGGACCUGAGACCCCCCAUCAUCCUCACACGAGGAAACCAAGAGAAUGUCUUGACCUUUUACUGCCAAUAAAACCUCCUGCAUUCCUGA